Messenger RNA from Trichobilharzia szidati, 576 nucleotides. The record is from the annotation of a GenBank genome assembly. Lineage: Eukaryota; Metazoa; Platyhelminthes; Trematoda; Strigeidida; Schistosomatidae.
AUGGAGAAAGACGCUAUAGCCAGAUUAAAGACCAAAAAGAGGCCAGUUAGCCAACAGCCAAGCAAAAGGUGCCUAUAUCGAUCAUCCAACAUGGAAAGACGCUAUAGUCAGAUUCCAGGUCAUAAGGUCAUGGAUCAGGGUGUGUCAAUGAGUGGUCCCUUUGACCCCAUAGCUGAGUCUACCGCGAUGGACGACGACCCAUUGUUGAGGGAAGAGUUCGACCUCUUAGAUGAAAUUCUGGAAACUGAUCGUACUAAAAGGUCUAGUUCUCGAGAACCAGAGAGCAUUACCAAACCGACUGUUUCUCUCACUAAAGAUGAUGAAGAGAUAUCUCCUGAUUUAAGUGAUUUACUUCCAAAGAUUCGUAAGAUUAAAGAUCAAAAUUUCAUGAAACCUGUUGAUCCCGAGUUAUGUCAAUUGUUAAAGUUAUUGAGUAAAGGUCUGAGUAUUACUGACAGACAGUAUGAAUUUUCCAAGUAUUUACGUGAUCAAGAAAAAAUGCAUCUACCAGCCUCAUCUACAUCACACAGAGAAAUCAUGGAGAUGGCUAGUUCACUGUCUUUUUGGCUAAGCUGA